Messenger RNA from Lolium rigidum, 420 nucleotides. RefSeq names its product biogenesis of lysosome-related organelles complex 1 subunit 1-like. Lineage: Eukaryota; Viridiplantae; Streptophyta; Magnoliopsida; Poales; Poaceae. Gene Ontology annotation, cellular component: BLOC-1 complex. Gene Ontology annotation, biological process: endosomal transport. The record is from RefSeq and is a predicted model, not a curated record. The transcript is spliced from 3 exons. Bases 1 to 411 code for a protein of 136 amino acids.
AUGGAAGGAGCCAAGGCAGCGGUGGAGCCGCCAGCGGGCGGGCAGCUGGAAUCGGCGCUCCUCCAGAUCAUGCAGCAACACCACAACCAAUCCAUCCGCCAGCGCCAACAAACCGAGAGGGUGAAGAAGAAUGCCAUGAGGAGCGCGUCACGGGUCGCCGGCCACCUCGUGGAAGCCGUUGAUGGUGGCGUGCAGGAGCUCUUCGUCAACGAGAAGCGCAUCGAGCUAGAGGCCCGCGCCCUGCUGGGAACCAUCACACGGUACAGGAAGCAGACCGACCAGUGGCUCGCUGCCACCAAUGCGGUCAACUCGGUCCUAAAGGAAAUUGGAGAUUUUGAGAAUUGGAUGAAGAUCAUGGAUUUUGAUUGUAAAAGUGUAAAUGCAGCCAUUCGUAACAUUCAUCGAUCAUGACUUUGUCUG